Messenger RNA from Candidula unifasciata, 1554 nucleotides. The record is from the annotation of a GenBank genome assembly. NCBI's taxonomy places the organism in Eukaryota, Metazoa, Mollusca, Gastropoda, Stylommatophora, Geomitridae.
GCAAUGCGCCUCGCUGGAAAAGAACCCUUCCCUGUCAUUUACUGUGACUCUAAAAAAGAGGGAGAGGUUUAUGAGCCUGUUACAAAGUCUCAGCUGAAAAAGAUUCAGAAAAUCUGGCAGAGAGAGCAACACAAGACGACUGAAGUGGAAGAAGAUGCUGAAAAAGAUGCUGAUCGAAGGGAGAAAAAUCUGGAAGAAGCAAAGAAAAUAGUAAUUGAGAAUGAUCCCACUUUACCAGCACCAACUCAGAUUAAAAUUCGAUCAGCAGUCCAAAACCGGGAUAAGAGAGUGAAAAUAUUUGGAUGGGUCCACCGCUUGAGACGACAAGGAAAAAAUCUGAUGUUCGUAGUGCUACGGGAUGGCACUGGAUUCCUACAGUGUGUCAUGGCUGACAAAAUGAGUCAGACUUAUGAAGCGGUGACGCUUGCUACUGAGGCAUCCAUUGCAGUUUACGGUGUUAUCAAGGAGCUGCCAAAAGGGAAGACUGCACCAGACAACCAUGAAAUGGCUGUGGACUUCUGGGAGUUGAUAGGCCCCUCACCUGCAGGUGGCGCAGACAAUCUGUUGAACGAGGAGGCCCACCCAGAUGUUCAGCUGGACAACAGGCAUAUGAUGGUGCGAGGAGAAAACACGGCCAAAAUUUUGAAGAUGAGGUCAGUUAUAACUAAUUGCUUCAGGGAGCAUUUUUUUGAUCGUGGUUACUUUGAAGUUUUUCCUCCAACACUUGUCCAGACUCAAGUAGAAGGAGGCUCUACACUGUUCAAGAUGGACUUCUUUGGAGAAAAUGCCUACUUAACUCAAAGCUCACAGCUCUAUCUAGAGACACUGAUUCCUGCAAUGGGUGAUGUGUUUAGCAUGGCACAGUCUUACAGAGCUGAACCUUCAAAAACAAGAAGGCAUCUUGCAGAAUAUACUCACUGUGAAGCUGAAUGUCCCUUCAUCACAUAUGAAACACUGUUGGACAAGAUUGAGGACUUGGUCUGUGAUGUUGUUGAUCGAGUGCUAAAAUCUCCAUAUGGCAAAACUGUACUUGAGCUGAACCCCGACUUCAAAGCUCCCAAGAAGCCUUUCAGGAGGAUGAACUAUACUGAUGCCAUUAUUUGGCUUAAGAAAAACAAUGUCACAAAGGAGGAUGGCACCUUUUAUGAGUUUGGUGAUGAUAUUCCAGAAGCUCCAGAACGUAAAAUGACAGACACUAUCAAUGAGCCAAUCAUGUUGUGUCGAUUCCCGGCAGAAAUCAAGUCAUUCUACAUGCCACGCUGCAAGGAAGAUAACAGACUUACAGAAUCGGUUGACUUGCUGAUGCCAAAUGUGGGUGAGAUUGUUGGUGGAUCCAUGAGGAUUUGGCAGCAGGAGGAGCUGGAAGCUGGCUUCAAGCGAGAGGGCAUCGACACUAAACCUUACUACUGGUAUAUUGACCAGAGAAAGUACGGCACAUGUCCUCAUGGUGGCUAUGGUCUGGGAAUUGAGAGAUUUCUCUGCUGGAUUCUCAACAGAUAUCACAUUCGUGAAGUGUGUGCUUACCCUCGCUUCAUAGGCAGGUGCACCCCAUAG